CGAAGAGUUCAGCUGUUCAGUCAGUCGAUGCCCGCGUCUCACGCCGUCAGCAACGCGUUCUCCGUUGGUCGUUCGCCGCGACAGAUCGGAGUCGAAUUCGUGUUACACGUAAAUAAAACACAGCGCGCUUUGUAUAGUGGAUUUGUGCUUUAGUUCUGUGGAUUUACGGAUUCUUGACUUGUGCGCCUUUUGGAUUACACGCUCGCUCGGUGCUCACGUUGCUCGUCGUUGCCGAUGCUAAUACGAUUCAAAACGGAGACAGCUGACAAAUUUUAAGGGAUACAGCAUUUAACGUGAAAACAAUAGGAGAUCCUCGGGUUCUGAUGUGGAAUUGGCGCCUGGGAUGAUGGAAGUGGUGUCUCUGCCGCCAAAUGGGGGCCAAGAGGGGCCCCGGAAGCGGCACAACGUAGCGGAGUGGUCCCGGAUGGACCAUCUGACCGGCAUGCUCGAACAUGCCCGCGUAGAGACGGACCACUGGACCGCCAACACGCCCAACACCACCCACCAAUUCGGCAAGGUGGUGGACAGGCGGGCCCGCAAUCGAAGAGAUGGGAGCGUCCAGCAAGUCCAGUCAACGAAGCAACUCGAGGUGUUUCAAGCCCAUAUACCUGGGGGCUCCGUUCAAGUCAUUCGUUCACAGACCAGUUCCUGGUCAAAUACCAAGCAGGUGAGUGGCGGGCCCAUGUCUGGGUGGCCACCCAUAAAAGGAUCCAGUCAACCAUUUAAACCGAUGGAUCAACCAGUCGUAGAGCAACCGUUCGAAGAUCUUCAGCUGAGCUCAAGUCCCCUGGAUUUGACGCCCCAGAAAAUGAAAGUAAACAUCGGACGAAGCGGAUCCAUCGGCGGGAGGCGACCGCCCACGCGGCCUCGCAGCACCAUCCUCAACUCCCGCAACAUCGAAGAACCAUCUAGUCGCCUCUCCGAGCUCUCGAGCAUCUGCGAGAAGCUCCACCGACAGACCGAGACGCACUCUUUCGGCAAGUUCCCCAACUUUCACACCCCGAGCUUCGGGAAGCGGAUGUUCGAGAACGGCUUCCACGAGAGCACCGACUGCGACGACGCCUCCUCGCAGAAGUCCAGCUCCAUAGGCUCCAUCAAGAUCACCGAAAUCACCAACGGCGACUCGGACGUCCCCGACGAUGCCUCAACCCACGGGAGCCUCACCCGCCAAAAGAGCAAUUCCAUCGAGGACAUGAAGAGUCUGAACCUGGACAACAAAACGUCCGAAGACGGUGAGUCCAACUGGCGCCGUGGCUCAAAGGUGCGACGGUCGUUACAGUUCUUCUCGCAAAAGGCGGAAGAAAGCCCAAAGCCAAAUUUCAAACAAGUCCACACGAAGACAUGGUCGGAUUUGAACGAGCUGGAGGGUGUAGUAUUGAAGAUCAAACGAGAUAUAGACAACGAUUCAAUCAAGCUGCUCAGCGACGCUGAGGAUAGCAGUAAAGAGAACACCGAGAGUAGGAAGUUAACACCGGCCAAGAAGAAAGAUUCCUUCAUCACGGUGGAGUCGUUAAACGAGGUGCGCGGGAAAUUAAAACCAUUGAACCCGGAACCGGUUGCCCCGAUAGUGACGGAACCGGACGACGGCAUAGUCACCGAAACGAAGCCGGAGACCCCGCCAGCGCCCGCUCCCGGGAAAGUCAAGUCAUUCGUCUUCGGCAUGGAGAUCCAGUUGCAGAAACCGAAAAUCAACGGGACCGGGAGUCUGGAGAGCCGCAGCUCCAGUAAAUCCAGCACCUCGUCGGGCAGCCGCUCGGAGGAAUGGUACAACCGCCGGAAGUCCUACGGCUUCGAGCAGAUGCACAACCAGAACGGCGAGAACUCCCGUCUCAAAGAGGACUCCAAGGUGGAGUCGUCGACGGAUAGCGGAAUCUGCAGGUCUUCCGAGAUAGUGGCAGCGCCAUCCAAGCUAGGCAUCUCCAAGUACGACGAGGUUAUGCCCAAGUCUAUUCUCGACACCCAGGAGGCCAAGUUCUCGAACCAGUUCGGGAGGAAGACGACGGUGACACUAGGUGACGGCAAUCAGCCUUUCGAGUGCCACAGGAGGUCCUUCCCCGGAGGGAAGAUACAGGAAGCCCUGCGAAGUUUACGCGAGACGUCGACUUUCAGCGUGUUCGAUCAGAAGAGGAAGUCAGAACCGGUUACAAUUUCCAUACCGAUAGUUCAAGUUAACUCUGUCGAAGACACGCCGAAGACGAAGACCCUCUUACAUAGGCAGUUCUCGAACGGGACGGCGGUUUCAGUGGAGUCUAGUCCUGCUGUAGACGAAGGAAGAGAUAGUUGUAGGGAAUCGGAUUCGGAUUUCAAUAGUUUUUCCCUCAACUCGAUUUCCGAUAAAUUAUCGACCAACUCGACGGAAGAUCUGCUGUCGGACUGUUCGGCGAAGGCGUCGGGUGACUUCGAGGGCGUCCGCCCGACGAGCGUACAGAUCUUCUCGGACGAGGACGCCGCCCGGGUGAAGUCGCCGACGUCGGAGGUGGACAAGAAGCAGCGGAAGGUGGAGUUCAGCAAGACGGAGAUCCACUUCGCGGCGGAGCCCGGGAAGCUGAACAUCGUGGAGACGGACGGGAAGCCGCCGCCGACCAACAUCUACCGACGGAGGAGGCGGCACUCGAGGGACCACACCGACCGGAAGACGAGUGUCGCGGAGAUCCGAUUUGGUGAUUCGCAGUACGAGAAGGAGCUCCUUACGGCGGAGCCGGAGGCUAUUGGAUAUAAGCCGAUCUCCGUCGAGGAGAUAAGGAAGUUGAGUCCGAGCCUCAAUGAGGCCCAUAAUAAGAUUAUCGAUAGUUUCACGCAGAAGUACGGCCCGGAGAGCACCGACGAUGCGGAAAAUCCUAAGCUGAGGAGCAUCCUGAAGAACCACGACGCGAAGAGCGUUUGGUGCUCGUCGGUGAACAUCAAGAGCGACCCGGAGGAGAACGAGUUCCAGCGGCUCCUGCGGUCCCUGAAGCCGGCCACGAGGAACAGCAUCGACAUCCCGGAGGUCUGCCGGUCCACGUCGACGGCCGCCGACAACGGGCUGGAGGUUCGGAUCUCGUCGAUGAAGCCGGUCGACAAGCGACGAGCCUCCUGGUCCGUCCCCGAGAGGCAGAUCGCCGAGGACUCCCGGCUCCGGGGCUUCUCGACCAAAGUCAACUUCGGCGCCGGCGAGGCUACCGUCGUCCCUGCCCCCGCCCCCGCCUCCGCCUCCACGUCCGCCCAGAAGAUCCCCGUCAGUGGGCCCACGUGGUUCCAAAGUCAGUCUUACUGUGAUAACCGGUUAAAUAACCCGAAAUGCCAAGAAAAACUCAUCGUUAGAAUCGGAGAAGGCUCUAGCGAGGUCUCCACCAGCUCAAACCUGCCAAAAUUCUCGUACAGCUUCAACCGCAUCCCCGAGACGAAAGCAAACAACUACCAAAAAAUCUGUGAUACACUGCCAGAAUGCAAAUCCGCUUCCUUAGUCAUGGAGACCAUGCGCUCUCCAACGAUGCAAAACCUACCAGAAACCUCCAGAGAACCCUGUAUAGAAUCGAGCACCUCCAGAGAGGCGACCCCGCUGGAGGAAUCGAGCGGCAUUCCUAGCGUUUUAAGCGUACUGGACGAUCUCAAAAAGACCAUCGACGAUGAUAUCGUGGAGAUCACGAGGCAUCGGAAGCAAGACUCGAGUAUUUUUAGGAUUAAGAAUGUGUUCAAGGCUUCCGAGGAAGGGACGAGCCUGUUCAAGAGUCCCAAGUGCGAUAGUUCGCGGAGGUCGCUUCCUAGUCAGUUGUCGUUGUUGAAGGAGAUCCUAGACCUCGACUCCGGGGAGCUCAGUGACGACAGUCUGAAGGCGGAUGAGGAGGUCAGGUCGUACAUGAGUCAGCCGCUGGACGAGGACCUGUUGAGCAGCGAGAUCUCCGGCAGCUGGAGCCGCGUCAAGGCUUUCAAAUACAACCAGAAGCUCAACCUUGCUAACAAACUACUAACAACCCAGAACGGUGACGACAAGAACGGACCUCCUGUCCACCGCGUCGUGGCCGUGGCCAAACUGGACUCGUACGACCGGGACCCGAACCUCAACGCGGUGGAGGCCCUGGUGAGCACCAAGUCCGGGCACCCGAAGAUCACCUCCAUCUCGCUCAAGUACGACGAGGACCCGACCAAGUCCAACUUCAAGCCCCUCAACUUCUCGAGCCGCUUGAGCAAGCCGCCGGCCCCGGCCCCCGAACACGUCCCCGUGCCGACCCCCAAAAUGAAGAACCCCGCCAAGCUCAGCCCGGAGAACGACCGGAUACCAGAUCUGUCGGGUCUUCGAUUGAAAGAGUCGAAUGACAACGACGCAAUUCCGAUUCCCGUCAUCGUGGAGCGGAAGUCGGCGACCGAGAUCCGGAAACAGGAGGAAGCGAAGAAGAAAGUGCUGAAGAGCGUGCCGGUGACGAGGAUGCCGACCCGACAACCGGCAGUCCCACCGCGGAAAGUGGGGCCCUCGAGGAAGAUGGAGGAGGUCUCGGCCCUGAGGCACCGAUCGUUGUCCCCGACGCACGAGAGCAGCUUCGCGCCGCUCGUGCCGCGGGCGACCAAGUCCCAGGAGAAGGUCAUCCGGCCGGAGCUCAAGCCCGUGGACACGCGGGUCCGGCGGGAGCGAUUGGAGAGGAGGGUAGAGACGAGUCAGAGACGGAGCAUAUUCGACAGCGGCCGGGACAGCUGGCUCAACGCACCCAAAGGGGACCGCAGAAGUCAGAGGCAGCCCGAAGGGCGGGAUAGGCGUCCGAAGAAAGAAGAGCCGAGGACAAGGUUAGACUCCGGCGAUUCGAUCUUGGAAGAACUGACGAAAGCGGCCGACGAGAUCCUGCUGGCGGUGAACGGGUGCACGGACGACGAGUCCCGCGCCAGCAGCGACGACGAACGCAAGCCCGCGAAACAGCCCGCGCCGGCGCCGGCCCCGCUGGCGGCCAUCGCGGAGAACCCUCCGACGCGGCGCCUCCGGACGGCCGAGCGCUCCGAGGCCCGCCUCAAGUCCCGCGCUAAGCCCUCGACGGAGCCCACCAAGCCCGCGGAACCCUCCCGGGCCGCCCGCACCGUGGACGAAAGGAACCGGAGGCGACUCGCCCGCGUGUCGCUCAACCGCGGACACGUCGCCUCCUCGUCCGAGGACAUCGAGUCCGCCGCCGAGAACGCCGCCAACGCCAAGAUGAAGAGGGUCGUCAGGAGGGUCGUCAAGUCGCAGCCCACCAGGGAUCCGGUUUCCAGCAGCCAUAAACCAAGGGAAAGGGUUUAUCGAGUGGAUCACCCGGAGGAAGAGAAGAAAAUCGUAAGAUCGUCAACAAGAGAGAACGGACUUCGGAAAGUAGACUACCUCUCGUCCUCAGCGCACAGACGGAAGAGAACCAGCGAGACCGUAGGCAAGCCUGAAGAUCUCAGAAAUUCGAACGUCAGUCAUUUAGAGAGCCGCAAGGAGUCUCACCGAACGGUUAGAGGAUCCUCACAUGGUCAAAAAUGUGAUUCCCGGAUCAAGAUUGUAUCAUCAAGCAAUAAAAGUCGCAUAAUACCUUCAUCAAAAUGAAGCUAUUGAAUUAAAACUAGUCACCUCAAGGUCUGAUAGUCAGCUAUGCGCGUGUCUGAUUUUCUUCGUUGAAGCACCCGACUACUUAUCUAAUUAUCUGCCCUCCCCCUCUCCCUACAUUCGCCCGUCGGGGUGUGUUUUCAGUGCUAAAAGUUAGAAUAAAACUGUCUUUAGUCUUUUGAAACUUGCAAAAGAAUUGAAACUGACUGGUACUAAAUUAAAUUCUACUAAGUACUCUAAAAACUUCUGAAGUCCCUCAAUUUAUAUAUUGUUGUUCUAGUUGUUCUGUAAAUCCAUGAAGCUUAUUUAUUAAUUUAUUUCUAACUAAUAGCAUGUCCUGUUUUGGAAAAAUUCAGAGACACUUUAUUUCUAAUUCAGAAGUCAUGAUUAAUAGCGCAGUUAUUUGAACAUAUACCUCCCCUCCCCUUUAAAAACUGCAUUAAAACUUGAAAACUAUUAAGGACCGUCCUGUGUUCUUUAGGUAACUUUAAGUUCUAUAAUAGGUAAACUCUCCUGGACAGAGGUAAGCGAACUUCCUGUAAAAGAAGAUAUUUGCUGUUUUCACAGAGGUCGUGGAAUAAAUGGAUUCAUUUACAUCACGGUUGUACCAACAAUGAAACACAUAUCGCAUUAUUACUUAUCUCCCAUAAAAAAGUUUCCCUUAUUAUGAAACCAAUAGCUAUGCAAUAUGAUUUUUUUUUCUUCUGGUGUACAAAACUGCUGACCAUGAGACAUAAAUCAAAAGAAAAUGAAGCCUUUUAGCCAUAAGUACUUACCUAUCUCUCGUGUCAUUGAACACGAAGAAAAAUCUGUACCGCUGAAGAUGAGAAAAAACUUAGUUUGUUUGCCUAUUUUUGUAUGUAGUAUUUAUGGACUCACAUUCAAUCGCCAUGAAUUGUAAAUACCUAUUUCUUUUUUCCCUUUUUUUACUGUUCAUUGUUUAAGUGUUAUUAAUUCGCUCAUCUGCUGUUCAAAUACAGAUUAUUUUUUUUACUAAUUGAAA
Molecule: messenger RNA, 6527 nt
Organism: Bemisia tabaci
Lineage: Eukaryota; Metazoa; Arthropoda; Insecta; Hemiptera; Aleyrodidae
Source: RefSeq, a predicted model, not a curated record